GCAAUUCGUGAACCGGGCAAGAGGAAGUGGGGAAUUGUUUAAAACCCAAUUGGUAAACAAGUGAGUAAAUUCAACAAUUCAAUAUUGCCUGUUGGAGGGAUUUUUGAACUCUCUCGACUCCAAAUUCUUAUUCGGGACCUGAAGAGCCUCAAGAACUCGCCGGCUCGAUUGUUUGGAUACGGAAGUGUGGGUGUCCCUGGGGUGGAAAUGCAGUAAUCAACAAUAAACGUCAGUGCCGUAAGAGAAUGCGAAAAGUGUGUCAACUGGUUGGGCGCUCCUCCUUUUCCUGGCUAUCGCAACAUAGCAACCAAGUCGCUUCCCUUUCCUUCGAGGCGGAGUGAAUUACGAAAUCACAUUGAUUUUCGUCGGCGGAUGGCUUAGGUCAGAAUGUUGACCCUGUAUUACGUGGGCGCCACUGUCCUGCAGUCAUGGCGCAUCCAAAAGGCCUGCUCCAAGAUCGCCGAGCACCUGGCUCAGCCGUCGAGCAUUUCGUUUUACGCCCUGCAGCCGGGACACGAUGAUGGCUUUGAUCCCUUGUUUGCCAGCUCUGAGCUUUGCGGAAACCGCAAUGCGGCCAAGGUCACGGAAAUCCUGUGGCUCCACGCCAACCAGCGCGGCUGCUGUCUUCGACCGUUGCAGUCGCUUCACAUCACGCCAUGGAUAAGCUUCCCACCGGCCCCCAGCUUGCUGCCCUUCGCCUACUCUUCCGAGACACUGACGCCAGUGGCCUCGCCAGACGAAUCUCCACCCCAGCAGCGAGUCUCGCUUUCGGACCAAGGAGAACAUCGGAUGCAGCUACUUCUGGAGGCGCAGGUGGAGCCGAUGCAACGUCCCAGUUCCCAGGACACCACUUGCGUGAGGCUGGAAGAUUACGGUAAGCUAAUUGCAUGGAAAAUAGAUUCCCACCUGGCGGUGCUCCUCGAAACCGAUGUGGAGCACUUUACGCAGCUGUUAAUAACGACAUUUUUGAGAAAUAAUUUAUGCAUUAACGAUCAGCUGCCCCUGAUGAGGAUUGAGUCUGUUCGCAGAGAGGGUGAGCCGCAGCCCUUUGAAUUACUUGCCAAUCAUCUGAAGCGUCAGUCCCGAGUCACCGUGGAACUGGACAAAGAGGGCUGGAAGAAGCAUCUGGAGGACUUGCGGGCCGCCAGUGUCCUCGCCCACCAGGCCACCGAAUUCGAGAGUCACAAAAAUCGUACCGAAGGAAAGUCUAAAAGUGACAUCCUUGGUCAGGCUUCGGAGCCACUUCCCAAAGCUGUGGCCGUGGUGGAACCCACUAACAAAGCAGCUCUGUCCCCUGCUAGGAUUCCAGUAACUGUUCCAAAAACUGAAGCCAAAAUAGAGGUGAAGACGUCUCCAGCUAAAAGCGAAGCCAAAGUUAGUCCUGUCUACAAAACUGAAUCUAAGUCCACUCCAACCAAAGGAACGCCAAAAAAGUUGGACUCCCAGCCGAGCGAAUUGGAAAAGCUGGCAGCUGCCCAGGCGGCCCAACAGCAAAACACUCCACAGGAAGCCACGCCCAUUAAGGUUGUUGCUGCGCCCAAGGCAGCUAUUCCGGAAAUACCCGACAAGACAGAUAGUCCCAAGAAACCAGAGAAAAUCGCCGCUGAAGCUCCGAAACCCAGCAAAACCUUUGAGGUAGCCAAGCCACUCAACUCGCCAGUUACAGCCACUCCUCCUCGUCCUGUCCUGAAAAGGAACAAAGAUAGUCUGCAGGAAAGCAAGCCGCUGAAUGUUCUAGUCUACUCUGAUAGUGCCAGUGCCAGGGACUCUACGUUGGCAACGUUGGAGCAACUCCUGGAGAGGAAUGUGUACACCAUUUAUCCACUUAUGCCCCAGCAGGCGGCUCAGAAAUAUUGGACGGAGCAGACGGCGCUUCUGGUGGUCUGCGGAUCGGUGGCGCCCGGGAUAGGCCAAGUUCUUGUAGAUUACUUCCUGCAGGGUGGCAAGGUUCUGAGUCUCUGUUCGGACAUAUUACACUUUAUUUUGCCGAACUACCGAACAGCUGAAGUUCGGGAGCACGAAUUGGUUCAGUUCUCCUACGACAAGUGGCAACGGGUCAAGAUGAUGCACCACAUCUUCUGCUACCAGCCAUCGCCAGUGAAGAAGCACUUUUCCACCGACAGCGAGGAGUCCACCAAGUCCCAUUCCCGAAAACCAGCUCUAGUAUGUCCAAGGUCCAUGGAACUGAAGGAUCUGGCUGGCCACAACCACAACCUGGAUGUUCAGGUCCUGGGCACCGAGGAGACCUGGAACACGCCCAGUCUACUCUUGGCCAAGAGCCUCCAAAGCGGUGGCAAGGCGGUAUUCUCGCAGGUUCAUUUGGAAACAAAUCCUAGCGAGUUUGAAACCGAUGAAAUAAAAUACUCCAUCCUGAAGCAAAACGAAAGCACUCGCCUUGAGAUCUUUGCGGAUCUUUUAAGGAAAUACUUGGAUGUGCAGGUGCAAGGAGGAGAUGGUCCACCACAGCCCGGAGUGGUCUACCAACAAGCCUAUUUUCUGGGCCGGCAUGAGUCCAAGUUCGAGCUUCUGGAGAAACUCCGUCUUCGUUGCAGCGGUCCUGACAACGUUAUAGCUACUCCCAAGUUGACAAUUAAAUUUUGUGGCAAGGAUGACAAGCCACCGGUGGCGAACAACAAUGUCCUGCCAAUACUCAUACAUUCCUGUCCGGAGGACUUCUCUACCGUAGACUAUUUUGAUCAAUUAAAAACUGAGCACAUUGGAAGAUUGGUUAUUUAUGCCCCGGUGGUCAGUAGCUCCAUGCAUGUGAUCAACAACUUGGAGCUCAUAAACGGCUUGGCUGUCCUGCCCCUGCAACAGACGGCUGGAGUCGGUCGCAGCAAUAAUCAGUGGCUCAGUCCUCUGGGAUGUGCCAUGUUCUCGCUGCAACUGCACCUGGCCAUGGAUUCUCCUCUGGGAUCGCGUCUACCCCUUCUGCAGCACAUCAUUGGAGCAGCUAUUGUCAAUUCCCUACGCAGUCAUCCUCAAUAUGGGAUUUUGGAUAUAUCUAUCAAAUGGCCGAAUGAUAUAUAUGCAAAUGGUAACCAAAAAAUUGGCGGCCUUGUGAUCAAUACUACCUUGCAAGGUUCUCAAGCCAUCGUUAACAUAGGCAGCGGAAUAAAUUUAAACAAUUCAAAGCCAACAGUUUGCAUUAACGAUUUGAUCCGGGAACAUAACCAACAUUCACCGAACAAUAAAUUACCUUUGCUAAAAUACGAGUUAUUUAUUGCCAUGAUUUUUAACGAAAUCGAAAGACUUUUGGGUGAAGUACAAAACGGAGAUUUUGAUAGUUUUUACGAUUUGUACUAUUCCCUUUGGCUACACAGCGGUCAAACCGUGAAGAUUUGCCUCCCAAACCAACAAGAAAGAGAAGCGGAAAUAGUCGGAAUUGAUGAUUUUGGCUUUUUAAAGGUCAAGUUACCCUCUGGAGCCAUUGAAACCGUGCAGCCCGAUGGAAAUAGCUUUGAUAUGUUAAAAGGAUUAAUUGUUCCCAAAUACCACUAGUUAAAUUACACGAAGAAUGAAGUCUCAUAUUAUUAUCCAA
Messenger RNA from Drosophila ananassae, 3541 nucleotides. RefSeq names its product biotin--protein ligase (gene Hcs). The transcript is spliced from 12 exons. Bases 388 to 3501 code for a protein of 1037 amino acids. Gene Ontology annotation, biological process: protein modification process. Gene Ontology annotation, molecular function: biotin--[biotin carboxyl-carrier protein] ligase activity. Lineage: Eukaryota; Metazoa; Arthropoda; Insecta; Diptera; Drosophilidae. The record is from RefSeq and is a predicted model, not a curated record. Gene Ontology annotation, cellular component: cytoplasm.